GCACUCCAUUGGCUUCGUGUCGGCUGAGAAAACAAGAUGCAGUCCAGCUUCAGAAGCAGCAGUAGUCAGAGCUGGGGGUCCCGUAGCUUGUCCCGGGCCAACUCAGGCCGGCGGGGAGGCAGUAUGUACGGCUUCGGUCAGACCAGCAUCUCCUCGGUUGGUCUGUCCGGCGGCUAUGGCCUGGGGUUCGCCUCCACCGGCGUGGGCGCCUCCUCCGCCUCCAUCGUCGCCAACGAGAAGCAGACCAUGCAGGAUCUGAACGACCGGCUGGCGGCGUACCUGGGGAAGGUGCGCUGGCUGGAGAAGUCCAACGCCGAACUGGAGCUUCAGAUCCGGGAGUACUACGAACAGGCGGGUCCCACCACCCGCGACUACAGCGAGUACUGGGCCACCAUCACGAGCCUCCGCGACCAGAUCAAGGACUUGAUCCUCGCCAACUCCGAAAUGAUGCUUCAAGUGGACAACUCCAAACUGGCGGCGGAAGACUUCAAAGCCAAGUUUGAAACUGAGUUGUCCAUCAGGAUGUCCGUUGAGAACGAUAUCAAUGGUCUGCGCAUGAUGUUGGAUAACCUCACCCUCGAGAAGAGCCAGCUGGAGACCGAGAUUGAGAACCUGAAAGAGGAGCUCAUUUACAUCAGGAAAAACCAUGAAGAUGAGCUCAGGAGCCUGAAGUCCCAGAUGACUGGCAACGUUUCUGUCGAUGUCAGAGCUGCAGACUCCGUGGACUUGCUCAAGGUUCUGGGAGAAAUUCGGGCCAAGUAUGAAGCCAUGGCCGCCCAGAACAAGGCAGACGCCGACGAUUGGUACAAGCAGCAGUUUGCGGCUGUGCAACAGGAGAUCACCGUCAACACGAGUGCCCUCGAUGGGGAGAAAUCCAGACUGACUGAACUGAGGCACAGCUGUCAGGGGCUGGAGACCGAGCUGAGCACAAUACACAGCAUUAUCGCCUCGCUGGAGGGGAACCUGAACGAGGUUGACAUGCGCUUCUCCGGAGAGAGGGCCAAUCUGCAGAUGACCAUCAACGGACUGGAAGGGGAGUUGGGCGAUCUCCGCGCCAAGAUCCUGUCCAUGAGCCAGGAGUACCAGCAGCUUCUGAACAUAAAGAGCAGACUGGAGGUGGAAAUUGAGACCUAUCGCAGGCUGCUGGGUGGCUACGGGAGUCAUUCUUCUGGCCAAGUGUCAACCACAUCAACUAUACAGAAGACGGUGGUCAAGGAGGAAAGAGAGCCCGUUGUUUCCACUCAGACCACGACGUUCACCGUGGUGGAGGAGGUUGUGAACGGGAAAGUGGUGUCUACUCGUAUGGAGCCGAUAAAUUAAUCAAGAUGGCGGGGGGGCCUUGGAAAACAGCAAGGGGGAGACUUCAGUGCAUGGCUUAACACAGAUAUCAAGUGAUUUUUCUGCUUUCUGUAUCUUUGAGACGCGAAUAAAGGCUUUGACA
Molecule: messenger RNA, 1441 nt
Organism: Mobula hypostoma (lesser devil ray)
Lineage: Eukaryota; Metazoa; Chordata; Chondrichthyes; Myliobatiformes; Myliobatidae
Product: keratin, type I cytoskeletal 19-like
Exons: 8
Coding region: 37-1320 (427 amino acids)
Cellular component (GO): cytoskeleton
Molecular function (GO): structural molecule activity
Source: RefSeq, a predicted model, not a curated record